GCCGACUGUGUGGGUGAACACAAAGUUGGUCACCAGAAAGUAGUUCAUCCAUUGUAUUUUAUCAAACACCACGCUACUGCAGUAACGCCUGCAUGAUGCAAAGGCAACAAGAGCGACUUGUCACGGACCGCGAGCUCGGAUGCCCAGGAGAAAGGUCCCAACGCCAGGGUCGCGGCACAACGUCGCGGGCUCGACGGCCUGGUGCGCUCGCGCGCAGCGUCCAAAUGGCACGGCCGCAAGCAGGAACGGUAUCGACGCCUAGGCGCGAACCAGGAUCGCGCAGAAGUCUCCAGAAGCAGCCUGUGAAAAGGAUAAGGACCAGAAUAGUGCUGAGAAGAGAUAAGGAUCUAGAGUCUCGUCCCGUGACAAGUGGUAUCAGAGCGUGGUUUGACAGCCUAGUUACGUGGAGGAGAAUCGUGACAAUGGCAAGCCAGGGGGUUGAGGCUAGCAAAGUUGCAGAGGUUCCAAAGGAGAGGGGUCGUCGGGAGACCCGUGGGGACGCUCGGAAGAAGAGAAGGUCCAAGGCAUUGUCGCCAACAUCGCGGGAUGCAUUUACAGCCUAUGAGGGGAGGCUGGUCAAGCUCGAGCUAGCCAUGGGUGAUGUCCAUGAGCAGCUAGACACUCUUGAUUCUCGGAUGGAGGAGCAAGAGGACAGGGGCGGCAGUGUCGAAGAGCUUGAUGGCAAGCUCCAAGGUGCCCUUAAUUCGGUUGUCGCUGACAUGCACAAGGCCAUGGAGGAGUUUCGCGGGUCCAUUGCAGCAGAGGUCAGCGCACUGAAGGCGGAGCUCAGCGAGGUCAAGGGGGACCUAGCCUUGUGCAAGGCUGCCAUGGCCGCUGGCGUUGCAGCUGGCGGUGCGCCCAGUGUGGCACCCAAGCUGAAGGUGCCCGAUCCACCCAGAUAUGGAGGUAAGCGUGACUCUAAAGAACUCGAUAAUUUCUUAUGGAUGGUUGAAAGCUAUUUAGAUGCUAUGAAUAUUUCCGAUGAUUCUGCAAAAAUUCGUAUGGCAACCAUGUAUUUUGAGCAUGAUGCCACCCUGUGGUGGAGACGCCGACAUGCUGAGAUGCAACGAGGCUUAUGCAACAUCAACACUUGGGAGGUGUUCAAGGGGGAGUUCCAUAAGCAAUUCUACCCCGAGAAUGCUGAAGAGGCAGCCAUGAAGAAGCUUCGUGUGCUCAAGCAUACCGGGUUGAUCAAGGACUACAUCAGGGAGUACAACUCCUUAAUGCUUGAGAUCCCCGAUAUGACUGAGAAGAAUCGGCUACUCUACUUCAUGGAUGGACUACAGCGGUGGGCUGAGCAAGAGCUGAAGCGCCGUGGCGUUCAAGACCUUGCGUCAGCCAUAGCGAUUGCUGAAUCACUUAUCGAGUUCAUGGAUGGACUACAGCGGUGGGCCGAGCAAGAGCUGAAGCGCCGUGGCAUUCAAGACCUUGCGUCAGCCAUAGCGGUUGCUGAAUCACUUAUCGAGUUCAGCAAGGAACCUCCUAAGAGAGGCAAAGACAAGAAGGGUGGCUCGAGCAAAGGUGGUGGAGACAAACCGCACAAGGCCUCCAAGCCUUUCAAAGGCCCAGAGAAGGCAGGGGAUGGCGGCAAGAUGCAACCCAAGCGGAACAAGCUUAACGCCAUCAUCUCAGCGAUUGGGGAGCCAUCCCAAGCGGGGGAGACGAGUUUGGGAGCAAUGCAAAUUCUCAAUGCCAUACGGGCUAAGGUGCAGAGCGGGGGUGGCGCCAAGGCCCGUGCCGUGGCUGAACAGAAGGGUGUCGGCAGGACCCUCAAAUAUGUUAAUGUCAAGAUCAAAGGGGUAAGCGUCCGUGCUCUAUUGGAUAGUGGCGCUAACCAAAAUUUGAUUGCAGUUUGCCUUGCGGAGAAGCUGGGUCUGUCAUACACUAAGGAACCAGGAUGGGUGAAGGUGGUCGAUAAUCCUUCUCAGCCCAUCUGUGGCAUUGCACGCGGAGAGCCCGUGCAGAUAGGCUCAUGGUCGGGGAAGCUUGACUUGAACGUCAUAACCAUGAGCGACUUCAAGCUGGUGUUGGGUGGUGAGUUUAUCGACCAACUGUUGCCUUUCACCUUCACCAAAGAUGGCUGCAUACGCUUUGAGGACGGGAACCAGAGUCACAAGGUGCCCCUGGAGCGGCUACCCGUUGGAGACCGCGUCCUCUCAGCUAUACAAGUAUCCAGAGGCAUCAAACGAGGUGAGGAUACUUAUCUAGCUGCUUUAAAGGAAUAUAGUACCUCGUCUCUUGAUGUUCCACAGGAAGUUCAAGGCAUUCUCCACGAGUUCGAAGAUGUGAUGCCCCCGGAGUUGCCAAAGAAACUUCCACCACGGAGGGAGGUCGACCAUGCCAUUGAGCUGGAGCCUGGUUCGAAACCGCCAGCAAUGGGUCCAUACCGCAUGGCUCCACCUGAGUUGGAGGAACUCCGGAAGCAACUCAAAGAGCUACUAGAUGCAGGGUUCAUCCGUCCCUCCAAAGCACCUUAUGGAGCACCAGUGCUGUUCCAGAAGAAGCAUGACGGGACCCUCCGCAUGUGUAUCGACUACCGGGCGCUCAAUAAGAUCACAGUGAAGAACAAAUACCCCAUUCCUUUGAUUGACGACCUAUUUGACAAGCUUGGGAAGGCACGAUGGUUCACCAAGCUCGACUUAAGGUCGGGGUAUUGGCAAGUGAGAAUAGCCGAAGGGGACGAGGCCAAGACCACCUGUGUGACGCGUUACGGUGCAUACGAGUUCCUGGUGAUGCCUUUCGGCCUCACAAAUGCUCCAGCUACUUUCUGCACCUUGAUGAACAAAGUUGUCCACCCAUUCCUUGACAAAUUCGUGGUGGUAUACUUGGACGACAUUGUUGUCUACAGCGAGACGCUGGAGGAGCAUGUGCAGCAUCUUCGACAAGUUUUCCAAGUGUUGCGCGAGAAUGAGCUCUACGUGAAACAGGAGAAGUGCUUCUUUGCGCAACAGGAGGUGAUGUUCCUAGGCCAUCGGGUAGGCCAUGGGAAGAUAUCGAUGGACUCGGCCAAGGGGUAUUCGGCAAGGGCCACACCCUUGACGGACUUGCUCAAGAAGAAGGUCUCGUGGGAGUGGACAGCGGAGUGUCAACGAGCCUUUGAGGACUUGAAGCAAGCGGUGAGCCAAGAACCAGUGCUCGCAUUGCCCGACUAUGGGAGGCCUUUCGAGAUGCACACUGACGCAUCCGACUUGGCGAUCGGAGGAGUCCUGAUGCAAGACGGCCAUCCCAUAGCAUUUGAGAGCUGCAAGCUCAAUGACACGGAGAGGCGGUACCUGGUGCAUGACAAGGAGAUGACUGCCAUCGUCCAUUGCUUGCGGGUAUGGCGUCAUUACUUGCUUGGGAGCAGGUUCGUGAUCAAGACUAAUAAUGUAGCUACGAGCUACUUCCAAAGGCAGAAGAAGCUCACGCCCAAGCAAGCAAGAUGGCAAGACUUCUUGAUCGAAUUCGACUAUGUGAUGGAGUACAAGCCUGGGCGGGCUAACGUGGUGGCAGACGCGCUGAGCCGCAAGGCCACGUUCACCUCCAUCAGCCGACCUAAGAGUGACAUACUGGAUCGUGUCAAGGAAGGCCUGGCACAUGAUCCCUUAGCCAAGAGUCUUAUGGAGCUGGCUCGUGCAGGCAAGACGCGACGAUUCUGGUGCAAUGAUGGUGCUCUAUAUACUGUGGGGAAUCGCCUAUAUAUCCCGAAGUGGGAGAAUUUACGAUGGGAGCUGAUGAAGGAGUGCCACGACUCGAGGUGGGCUGGACAUCUAGGGAUCAAGCGCACCAUGGCACUGCAAGACAAGAUCGAGCAACGACAACCUGGAGGCCUCUUGGAACCCCUGCCAGCCCCAGAACGCCCAUGGGAGUGCGUCACCAUGGACUUCAUCUCAGCUCUCCCACAGUCUGAAGGGUGCGAGUCUAUACUGGUCGUAGUUGAUCGAUUCUCGAAGUAUGGAACCUUCAUCCCAGCCCCACGGGAUUGCAAGGCAGAGGAAGCCGCACGCUUGUCUUUCAAGCACGUGGUGAAGUAUUGGGGGCUUCCUUGCAUCAUCAUUAGUGAUCGGGAUCCGAGGUUCACAGGGAAGUUAUGGAGGGAACUUUUCAAGCUCAUGGGAUCAGACCUCCACUUCUCUACGAGCUUUCAUCCGCAGACGGACGGGCAAACGGAGCGGCUGGAUGUGGCCAAAGUCUACUUGGAUAAGGCCUCCAAAAAGAUGAAGAAGUGCGCAGACAAAGAGCGACGACCACUGGAAUUCCGAGUGGGUGACCUUGUGAUGGUGAAGCUGCCAGCCCAGCAGUUUAAAGUCUAUCGACAAGUCCACAAGGGGCUGGUGCGUCGAUACGAGGGACCCUAUCCGAUUCUUGGAAAGGUAGGAAAGGUGUCUUACCGUGUCGAUUUGCCACCAAAGCUGAAGAUACACCCGCUGAUCGGGUCAUUCGGCAACGGGGAGUUCCCAACCACACAGAGUACCUGGUCAAGUGAAAGGAUCAGCUCGAUGACGACGCCAGUUGGGAACGCGAGGAGGACUUGUGGCAGUUCUCGAGCGCCAUCGAGGCCUACAAGACUAGGAAGCUUGACGAGGGCGUCAAGAGCUUUGGUGGGGGAUAGUGUCAUGGACCGCGAGCUCGGAUGCCCAGGAGAAGGGUCCCAACGCCAGGGUCGCGGUACAACGUCACGGGCUCGACGGCCUGGUGCGCUAGCGCGCAACGUCCAGAUGGCACAGCCGCAAGCAGGAACGGUAUCGACGCCCAGGCGCGAACCAGGAUCGCGCAGAAGUCUCCAGAAGCAGCCUGUGAAAAGGAUAAGGACCAGAACAGUGCUGAGAAGAGAUAAGGACGUGAACAGUGCUGAGAAGAGAUAAGGACGUGAACAGUGCUAAGAAGGGAUAAGGACGUGAACAGUGGUCUGGUCCUGGGCUGCCUGUAGAAAAUUCUA
Molecule: messenger RNA, 4918 nt
Organism: Rubroshorea leprosula
Lineage: Eukaryota; Viridiplantae; Streptophyta; Magnoliopsida; Malvales; Dipterocarpaceae
Source: the annotation of a GenBank genome assembly